AUGUUCAAGGGCACGGUGUCGAUCGAUCGAAACGCGCUCGCCGACGCGAUCGCGGCGUCCGCGGAGGCGAAGCACGGCGCCGACGUCGUCGCGUUCGCGCGCGGCGUCGGCGUCGACGCGAUCGACUUCGACGCGCGCGUCGUCACCCUCGCGGCGAAGGAAGCGUCAGACCCGGCGUCGGUUUCGUAUGAGCAAUUAGUCUCGUACGACCUCCUCGUCGCCGCGGACGGCGUCAACUCGCGCGUGCGGAGUUUACUCGAAGCCGCGGGCGACGUCGUCGUGGAUCAGCACUCGGAUGAGAUGCUGUUCAAGACGAUCCGACUCCCGGCGCAGACGCCGCCGAACUACCCGCACGACGGCACCGUGAAAGUCGCGGCGACGUGGCGGAAGUGUUUCCACACGUGGCCCAGGGGCCUGAUGUCGUUGCUCGCGCCGCCGUGCCCGAACGGGAGCCUGACGGCGACGGUGAUCCUGCCGGGCGGCGUCCACGCCGCGAACGCGGGGUCCGACGUCUGGACGUUCGAUAAGAUUUCAACCGCGGAGGACGCCGCGCGGUUCUUCGCGGAGACGUUCCCGGACGCGUUCGGGCGCGACGUCGACGCCAUGACCGGCGCGGUGUCGCCGACGCGCCCGCCCGAGGAAGAGCUCGAGCGGUUCGCGAGCGCGCGCGCCAACCCGGGCGGGGUCACGACGACGAUAUCGAGCCUCGCCGCGAGAGACGGCACCGUCGCGUUGAUCGGCGACGCCGCGCACUCGAUGUGGCCGAGCCUCGGGCAAGGCUGCAACGCGCGCUGGAGACGGCGCAGUAUCUCGCGGCCGCGAUCGAGUCCGCGCCGGGGGGCGACCAGAAGAAAGCGAUGGCGUACUUCGACGCCGUGCGAGGGCCGCAGGUGCGGGCGAUAG
Micromonas pusilla CCMP1545 is the source of this 903-nucleotide messenger RNA. RefSeq lists its product as uncharacterized. NCBI's taxonomy places the organism in Eukaryota, Viridiplantae, Chlorophyta, Mamiellophyceae, Mamiellales, Mamiellaceae. The record is from RefSeq and is a predicted model, not a curated record. Gene Ontology annotation, molecular function: kynurenine 3-monooxygenase activity.